GCAUACGUCCAGUAAGCCGAGAUUCCCCAGGAAGUGCACCAGCUGGGAAGCGGACAAUAGUGCAGGAGAAAGACAAAGAAAAUGAUACUGCAUCCAAGAGACCGAAAUCCGUGGAGGACAACAAACUUGUCAAUGACCAGACCUACCAGUGUCCAUACUGUAACUACAGCAGUAAAGACGCCAAUCGGAUCCAGGUGCACGUCAUGUCCCAGCACUCUAUGCAGCCUGUCAUCAGCUGCCCUCUCUGCCAAGAUGUCCUCAGCAACAAGAUCCAUCUCCAGCUUCACCUGACCCACUUGCACAGCGUGUCUCCUGACUGCGUUGAGAAGUUACUCAUGACGGUUUCUCUACCUGAUGUUAUGGUGCCGAAUAACAUGCUGCUGCCAGCAAAUACUCAAGAUAAACUCCAUCUACUGCCCGAAACCACUUCAGCAGUUACCCCGGAGGUGACUGGGAAGUCAUCAGGUGAAAAUUUCCUAGAGGAGAAGCCAAACAUAGCACAAACCAACUCAAAGGUUGAGCUGGACCUUAAGAAUGAGGACGUCAAGCCACCAAAGGAAGCUUCAGAAGCACCAGACUGGAAGAAGGGUAGCAGCGAGGACUUGAAAAGCACUGAAUCCUUGCACGAGCAGUUGACUGAACUGCAGAAACGGCAGCAACUCUCGGUCUCUGACAGGCAUGUCUAUAAAUACCGCUGCAACCACUGUAGUCUGGCUUUCAAGACUAUGCAGAAGCUUCAGAUACAUUCCCAGUACCACGCUAUCCGGGCUGCAACAAUGUGCAGCCUCUGCCAGCGCAGCUUCCGUACAUUCCUUGCUCUUAAGAAGCACUUGGAAAAUGGCCAUCCCGAGCUUACAGAGUCCGAAGUGCAGCAGCUGUGUGGAAGCCUGCCUCUUAAUGGAGAUCUCUGCACAGAAAGCGAGUACAGAGCUCUGGAAGAAGCACAGGCUAUGGAGCAGGAACUUGAAAAAGAGGAUGAUUUGGACCAGGAAGGAAAAGCAAGCCCUGCAGGCAGCGACAGUAGUUCAUUACCGGACGAGCUGGGCUCUGAGCCAAAGCGGACUUUGCCUUUUAGGAAGGGCCCAAAUUUCACCAUGGAAAAGUUCCUGGAUCCUUCGCGUCCAUACAAAUGCACCGUGUGUAAGGAGUCGUUUACUCAAAAGAACAUUCUCUUGGUUCACUAUAAUUCUGUUUCUCAUUUACACAAGUUGAAGAAGGUUCUUCAGGAGGCCUCCAGCCCUGUUCCACAGGAGACCAACAACAGCAUAGAUAACAAACCCUACAAAUGCAAUAUUUGCAAUGUUGCUUACAGCCAAAGCUCAACAUUGGAAAUUCACAUGAGGUCUGUGCUGCACCAGACCAAAGCCAGAACUGCUAAAUUAGAAAACAGCAGCAGCAGCAGCGUCACAAGUGGAAACAGUGUAGUGGCACCAGCCAACAGCCCAGUUUCUGCCAACCAAGGAACUGUGGAAUCUGCAUCUUUACCAUCAAUCAGCAGCAGCAAAGAUAACAAUGUAGAUGCCAAAGAAGUCACUAAAAAGCAAACUUCUGAUCUACUUUCGGCUCAAACAUCACAUCAGCCUCCUCAGUCACCAGCACAACUUUCAAUGCAAUUGCAGCACGAGCUACAGCACCAGGCAGCUUUCUUUCAGCCCCAGUUUCUUAACCCAGCUUUUUUACCUCAUUUCCCAAUGACCCCAGAGGCUUUGUUGCAGUUCCAACAACCUCAAUUCCUUUUCCCAUUCUACAUUCCCGGAACAGAGUUUAGCCUCAAUCCCGAGUUAGCUUUGCACUCGGCCACUUUCGGGAUGCCUGGAAUGACCGGAUCACUACUGGAAGACUUGAAGCAGCAGAUGCAACAGCAGCACCAGGUGGGUCAGCAACAGCUGCAGCUCCUACAACAGCAGCCUUCUCAGCCUCAAAUCCAACAACCGCUUCAGAAACCGCCAUCUCAGGCUAACAAGCUGGCAAAAGUCGAUCAGAUAAAUGUGGUGACAUCUGAAAUUUACAGCUCCAAAGACAAUGAAGAUUCACUGGAGAAAGUAGACAGCAGAAUGAAGCCAGACUUUCAAAAUGAGAGUGAAACUGCAAAAGAAAACAAAGACCCCAAAAGGCAGAAAAAUCUUGAACCACUCUUACCUCCUCCUCGGAUUGUUUCUGGAGCAAGGGGGAAUGCCGCUAAAGCCUUACUAGAAAACUUUGGCUUUGAGUUGGUCAUCCAGUAUAACGAGAAUCGUCAGAAAGGUCAGAAAAAAGGAAAAAGUGUUGACGAAGAAAUCAGUGACAAAUUAGAAUGUGGGACGUGCGGAAAACUGUUUUCUAAUAUGCUCAUCUUGAAAAGCCAUCAAGAGCACGUCCAUGGUCAGUUUUUCCCAUAUGGUGAGUUGGAAAAGUUUGCCAGGCAGUACAGAGAUGCUUACGAUAGACUGUAUCCCAUUACACCAUCGUCUCCAGAAACUCCUCCUCCUCCACCACCUCCUCCUGCAUCCUCACAGCCGUCAUCUGCCGGAGCUGGAAAGGUCCAGACACCAGCAUCUACGCCGGUUCCAUUGCAGGCACCGCCUCCCCCACCUCCACCUCCUCCACCUCCGCCUCCACCACCACCUCCAGCUACCCCAGCCCAGGUCCAGCUGCCUGUUUCAUUAGACCUUCCUCUUUUUCCUCCUCUGAUGAUGCAGUCAGUACAGCAUCCAGGUUUGCCUCCUCAGCUUGCCCUUCAGCUUCCCACAAUGGACUCCUUGUCUGCAGACCUUACACAGCUUUGUCAGCAGCAGCUGGCCUUAGAUCCAAACUUCCUAAGACAUUCUCAGUUCAAAAGACCACGCACCAGAAUUACAGAUGACCAGCUGAAAAUUCUACGAGCCUACUUUGACAUUAAUAAUUCUCCCAAUGAAGAACAGAUACAGGAAAUGUCUGAAAAAUCUGGUCUCCCACAAAAAGUUAUCAAGCAUUGGUUUCGCAACACUCUUUUUAAGGAGAGGCAACGAAGCAAAGACUCUCCAUAUAACUUCAGCAUUCCACCCGUCACAACUUUGGAAGAUGUUAGGAUUGAUUCUCAGCUGAGUAGCCUGGAGUACUACAGAACAGAUGCAACCAUGAAUAAGAGGUCAUCAAGAACAAGAUUUACAGAUUACCAGCUUCGGGUCCUUCAAGAUUUUUUCGAUACAAAUGCUUACCCAAAAGAUGAUGAAAUCGAGCAGCUGUCCACAGUUCUAAAUCUUCCCACACGGGUGAUAGUUGUCUGGUUCCAGAAUGCUCGACAGAAGGCACGCAAGAGUUAUGAGAACCAGGCGGAUGCCAAGGACAAUGAGAAAAAAGAGCUAACAAAUGAGAGGUACAUUCGAACCACUAACAUGCAGUACCAGUGUAAAAAAUGUAAUGUGGUGUUUCCCCGCAUUUUUGACUUGAUCACUCAUCAGAAAAAACUGUGCUACAAAGAUGAAGAUGAUGAUGGACAAGACGACAGUCAAUCGGAGGAUAAUGUUGAUAUCAGUGAGCAUAUGCUUUCCAAGCAUCCACACUUUUCAGGACAGCCAGAUUCAUCCAAGGCUAUCAUUGGAACCACCAGCUCCGGUUCUGGCUCCAGUACUCCUCUGAUGCCUUCUCCAAAGCCUGAAAUUGGGAAAACGUCACCAAAACCUGAUUUUCCAAUAGACAAACCAAAGCAAGCGGAGAGCGUUCCAAACUCCCAAGGGGUUAAAUAUAUAAACUCCUCUGAAUCUCAGCCACCCCAACCAACAACACCUCAACCUCAGCAACCAAAACAACCCCUGCAGCAAAUUGCUAGACCUCAUUCUCAGCCACUGAGUGCGGCCGUCCCCUCCAGCCCACUGCCCAUUGCCAUCGCCUCUUUACAGAAUAGUCUACCUCCUCAGAUGUUACAGUACCAAUGUGACCAAUGUAAAAUUGCCUUUCCAACGGUAGAACUGUGGCAGGAGCACCAGCACAUGCAUUUCUUAGCAGCUCAAAAUCAGUUUCUUCACUCACAGUUUUUAGAGAGACCAAUUGAUAUGCCGUACAUGAUCUUUGACCCCAACAACCCCCUAAUGACUGGGCAACUCCUAACUGGCGCUCUUUCACAAAUGUCAUCUCAGACCAGUGCAUCCCUGUCCACACCCACUGGUCCAGGUUCAGGUUCAAUGAAACGAAAAUUGGAUGAUAAAGAGGAUGGCAGUUCUAACGAAAAAGAUGGCGGAAACAGCGGUGAAGAUCAGCACCGUGAUAAACGGUUGCGAACCACCAUUACGCCAGAACAGCUUGAGAUUCUGUACGAGAAGUACUUGCUGGAUUCUAAUCCAACAAGGAAAAUGCUGGAUCAUAUCGCUCGAGAGGUUGGCUUGAAGAAGAGAGUGGUGCAAGUGUGGUUUCAGAAUACUAGAGCUCGAGAGAGAAAAGGGCAGUUUCGGGCAAUGGGUCCAGCCCAGUCUCACAAAAAGUGUCCAUUCUGCCGUGCUCUCUUCAAAGCCAAGUCUGCCCUUGAAAGUCACAUCCGUUCACGGCAUUGGCAUGAGGCAAAGCAAGCGGGAUACAGCUUACCCCCAAGCCCCUUAAUAACAGCAGAUGAUGGAGGUGAAAGCCCCCAAAAGUAUAGCUUCUUUGAAUAUCCGAUUCUGCCGAUUACAAAAAUGGAGUCCAAUGACUGUGAACUGCCAGCUGCAACUUCAACACCAAGUAAGCCUUCCGAAUUGAGCAUGAAAAACUUUCAAAACCUUUCCUCCAUUAAGGCAGAGAACAGUGACGAUAUUGAAGGCCUAAACAUGAAUUCCGCAGAUAUGUCCUAUGACCAGAACAAAAUGGAUUUUGAUGAAACGUCAUCCAUUAACACAGCGAUCAGUGAUGCAACAACAGUGGACGAGGGAAAUAAUGAGGUUGAAAGUAUAACUGGCAGUACAAGUGAAGUGAAAGCCAUGUAUUCUCCAACAGAUCCCAAAACACCAAUAUCUGUCGACACAAAAACCAACCCAACACCAACCUCUGAGACGUGUGAUGAACGUUUUCCCUUCUCUCUAGUUAGUCCAUCUUUGAGUUUCUCUGGGAGAGACAGUGACCAGUAUUAUAGCCUGAAAGAUGAUGAUCUAGAUGAUAAUGAUCAAAGUGAAACGUCCAGUUUAGCAGACCCAAGCUCGCCAAGCCCCUUUGCAUCUAAUAAUCCCUUCAAGUCAUCAAAGUACAGUGGAGACCGGCCUGGACAUAAGCGAUUUAGAACUCAAAUGAGUAACCUGCAGCUGAAAGUCCUUAAGGCAUGUUUCAAUGACUACCGGACUCCAACAAUGCAAGAGUGUGAAAUGCUUGGUAAUGAAAUAGGGUUGCCAAAAAGAGUUGUCCAGGUCUGGUUUCAGAAUGCACGGGCAAAAGAAAAGAAAUUCAAAAUGAACAUUGGAAAGCCAUUUGUGAUUAGUCAAGGAGGCCCGGAUGGUUCAAGGCCAGAAUGUAGUUUGUGUGGUGUGAAAUAUACUGCUCGUCUUUCUAUUCGUGACCACAUCUUCUCAAAACAGCACAUUGCAAAGGUGCAAGAAACUGUAGGAAACCAGUUGGACAGAGAAAAAGAUUAUCUUGCUCCCACGACUGUCCGCCAGCUGAUGGCUCAACAGGAGCUGGAUCGCCUAAAGAAGGCAACCGAUGUUCUAGGCUUGACAGCUCAGCAGCAAACAGUGAUUGACAGCAAUGCACUACACGGUCUUAGUCUGCCAACUGCAUAUCCAGGGCUUUCGGGUCUUCCACCCGUUCUCCUUCCCGGAGUAAAUGGCCCUUCAUCUCUUCCUGGUUUUCCACCGAAUACACCAGCUUUAGCAUCCCCCGGUGCUGGCAUGCUUGGGUUUCCGACUCCAGCCACCCCUUCUCCUGCUAUGUCUCUCAGCAAUGCUCCCUCCAAGAAUUUCCUGCAGACUCCUGCUUCCCACACACCUCUGACAAGCCAGCAGACUGAACAGCAGCAGAACAAAGACUUGGAGAAUGACAAGAAGCUCGAAAAGGUGAAGAAUGUUCGUGACCGAGAAGUUGAGAACACCACGCCCAGUACACCCAGUCACAAAAAAAGGGAAAAGGUAACGCCAGGGCUUCCCAGCAUGGGCAAAAUAGGAAGUGAGUCGAGCAUGGAUCAAACAAAGAUGCAGGUGCUCCAGAACGCCAUCGCGGGAGAUGCCAGUUCUUUUCUCGGAGGCCAGUUCCUACCUUAUUUCAUCCCAGGGUUUGCGUCCUGCUUCACGCCACAGCUUCCUGGUGGAGUUCAGGGGGGUUAUUUUCCACCACUUUGUGGAAUGGAGAACCUCUUUCCGUACAGCCCGGCUGUGCCACAAGCAAUUGCUGGCCUGUCGCCUACCGCGCUGCUCCAGCAGUAUCAGCAGUACCAACAGUCGCUCCAGGAUUCUUUACAAAAACAGCAGCAGCAGCAAAAACAAGUGGAGCAGCAGCAGCAGAAGGCAGCUUCAGCCAAGUCGCUAAACGCACAGAGUGACGUGCUCAAAACUAAAGAGGUUCCGGAACCCAAGGAAGAUAAAGGCUCUUUAAACGAAAGCACAAAAGAAGAAACACAACCAGAUACCAAAAGUACAGACUUUCUAGAUGCUUACAUUGUCCCGUCCAUCAAGCAUGAGUUUAUAUGCAGAAAGUGCCAGAUGAUGUUUGCUGACGAAGACUCAGCAGUUGGUCACCAGAAGUCCUUCUGUUACUUCGGUCAACCGUUCAUUGAUCCACAAGAGACGGUGCUUCGUAACCCGGUAAACAAAUACAAUUGUCUAGCCUGUGACCUGGCAAUUAACGGGAACGAAGCCCUUGGCCAACACCUCCAGUCAAGCUUGCACAAAGAGAAAACAAUCAAACAAGCAAUGAGAAAUGCCAAAGAGCAUGCUAGAUUAUUACCUCACUCAGUCUGCUCCCCUAAUCCUAACACCACAUCUACCUCGCAGUCUGCAGCUUCUUCUAAUAACACCUAUCCUCAUCUUUCUCGCUUGUCCAUGAAGUCCUGGCCCAAUAUUCUUUUCCAAGCCUCCGCCAGGAAAGCUGCUUCUUCCCCUUCUUCCCCUCCUUCUUCCCUUUCCUUGCCUUCAACGGUUACCUCAACUUCGUGCAGCACCUCAGGGGUUCAAACCUCACUACCCACAGAAAGUUGUUCAGACGAAUCUGACAGUGAGUUAAGCCAGAAGCUGGAUGACUUAGAUAAUUCUUUGGAAGUGAAGGCUAAACCUGCCUCUGGCUUAGAUGGUAAUUUCAAUAGCAUCCGAAUGGAUAUGUUCAGUGUGUAGGAGUGAAAACAGGAUCCCUUGCUUAAAAAAAAAAAUAAGACUUUAACUGCAGUUCCAAAGUUUCUCUAACCCAAAAAAAUUUACAGUACCAAAUGAUUGACUCAGGAUUGUUUUUCCCAUAUUGAUAUGCUGGCAAGAUAAUGAUUGAUUGAUUGAUUGAUUGAUUUUGUUAUGGACAGAACUGUUGCAGAUGCUUGACUGAGCUUAUAUUGUAUACUAAUACACGGAAUAGGAAAAAAAAAAAAAAAAAAUCCCUCAAGUUCUUAGGAGCUUGUUUCAAGCCAAAAACUCUCAUGAUAGCAAAUUGCACCUCAGCUGGAUUGAUUUCCAAAAUGCUAGCAUGUACUGUAUGGGAUGAUGAUCCAGAAAACUUUCAAAGAGAAUUUCUCUUAGUUUAGUUAGGUGUAAUUCAGUAGCUUUAAAUUCUCAGGUCAGAGCAUAACAUUUCUCAUUUGUUUAAAAAA
Messenger RNA from Polypterus senegalus (gray bichir), 7705 nucleotides. Its product is annotated as zinc finger homeobox protein 4-like. Gene Ontology annotation, biological process: regulation of transcription by RNA polymerase II. The transcript has 5 exons. The annotation marks the transcript as partial. NCBI's taxonomy places the organism in Eukaryota, Metazoa, Chordata, Cladistia, Polypteriformes, Polypteridae. The record is from RefSeq and is a predicted model, not a curated record. Gene Ontology annotation, cellular component: nucleus. Gene Ontology annotation, molecular function: DNA-binding transcription factor activity, RNA polymerase II-specific; RNA polymerase II cis-regulatory region sequence-specific DNA binding; zinc ion binding.